AUGGAUUCAACACCAUCAAAACGCCACAAACCUCCAACUAUCCCAGAAACCCCGACCGCCGCCGCCGCCGCCGCCGUUAAAGAGGACAGAAUCAGCAAUUUGCCCGACUCUAUCCUCUGCCACAUCCUCUCAAAACUCCCCACCAAAACCGCCAUCGCCACCGCCGUCCUCUCAUCCAAAUGGAAACCCCUCUUCGCUUCCAUCGUCAACCUCUCUCUCGUCAUCGACGACACUGCUCCGAACAAGCCCCAACCCAAUCCCAAUUUCGUCAAUUUCAUGUACCACUUGUUAACCGUCACUCUUCGUGACGUGACCUGUAUUGAAAAAUUCGUCCUCCACUGCAAUCACGACUACGGAAAUUCCCAUAUCGACGCCUGGAUUUCUACCGUUUUAGGGCUUAAAGUUUCUUCUUUAACUCUUUUCUUCCAUGUGGAGAACACUGGUGUGUCAAUUGAGAGUCUUUUCCAGUGUGAAACCCUAGAGGACUUGUUAUGGUGUCAGCAUUUUUAUGCUGAGGUUCCGGAUACGAUUUUUUUGCCGAAUCUUACGCGAUUGUAUCUUGCCUUUGUGAAAUUUCCCGACUCAGAGUCGUUUGACAUCGUUAUUUCUGGCUGCCCUGUGCUUGAACGGUUGUCUUUAGACAAUUGCAAAUUCAAAGAAACGUACUUUCUUUUUAUCCGUUCGCCUUCGGCCCUUCGCUUAAGUUUCUGA
Molecule: messenger RNA, 711 nt
Organism: Rhododendron vialii
Lineage: Eukaryota; Viridiplantae; Streptophyta; Magnoliopsida; Ericales; Ericaceae
Product: F-box/LRR-repeat protein At4g14096-like
Exons: 1
Coding region: 1-711 (236 amino acids)
Molecular function (GO): protein binding
Source: RefSeq, a predicted model, not a curated record